AUGAUCAACUUAUUCGCCUUCUUAGUGGAGAAACUCUCCCUCCUCUGCAACCUCAAAGUUCUGUUUUUCGGCUCUGCGCAUGCGCACGAGCUUCCCACCCAGCCCCGGGGAUCCAGCGGAGGUUCGCCUCCUCCGCCUCUCCACCGGGGCGACCUCCUGGAGGUACCCCGCACGCUCUUCACCCACUUCGGCGUGUACCUGGGCGACAAUCGGGUGGCGCACCUCAUCCCGGACCUCCUACCGGCGCUCACCGACGACCGACGGCGUUUGGCCACGGCGGUGACCAACGGGCGGCUGAUCGCCGGAUGUUUGUGCCGGCGCGCCACGGUGCGCGUGGACACCCUGGAGGACUUCGCGUACGGCUCCCGAAUCCUGGUCAACCGCGCGGAUGGAGCCGGGUCGGUGGGAGGAGGGGCGAAGAGGGCCAAGGCGCUGCCGGCGGAGGAGGUGGCCCGCCGGGCGGAGGCGCUGCUCGGCAGCUUCCCCUACAGUCUGCUGUGGAACAACUGCGAACACUUUGUCACCCACUGCAGAUACGGACGCGCCGCCAGCCGACAGACGGAAGAGUUUUGUGAGUGCAUAAAAUGGGUGAUCAGAGAUCGACGCAGCAUCUUGGUGACAGGAAUUCUGGGAAUCAUCUCCAUGCUCUUUUGCGGCAUGGCCGCCUCAACUACAUUACCCACAAUUCUUAUCCCCUUCACUCUGUGGAUGGCCGGUUAAUUCACUUUUGCCCAUGUUUAUAGUUGACUCAGUGCCUUUGAAGUGUCUAAUUUGAGGACAUUUUUUCCCUGUGAUGACAAUAACUGGCUUAUUUCGUUAAA
Molecule: messenger RNA, 821 nt
Organism: Phycodurus eques (leafy seadragon)
Lineage: Eukaryota; Metazoa; Chordata; Actinopteri; Syngnathiformes; Syngnathidae
Product: lecithin retinol acyltransferase-like
Exons: 2
Coding region: 1-720 (239 amino acids)
Biological process (GO): retinol metabolic process
Molecular function (GO): phosphatidylcholine-retinol O-acyltransferase activity
Source: RefSeq, a predicted model, not a curated record